GGCAUGCGCAAUCUGCUAGUCUGCGUUCUUCAACUGUGGUUUGACGGACGAUGUUGCAAGACGAAGUGAUAGGCAAGGUUUUCUUAUUAGAGCGACGAAAAAAUUUCUUACUUACAGACAUAAAACAAGAGCCAACUUCGGAAGGCGGCCUCCCUCAAAGCUUUUCUGCUCCAGUAAGUUUUUGGUAUACAUUAUGAUCUUACGCGAGUUUGGCGACGGAUUGAUAUCAGGUAAAGAAGCAUUGAAAACCUAGAAGUACUGGACGACUGUUUCAUCGUAUUUCGGAAUCAUCGGCUGUCUGCCCCUACUGCCUGGGUUCGAACCUAAGACCUUCCGGUUACAAGGCAAGCUCGUAUAGCACUCAGCUACUGGGACCCGAUUCAACGGCCAGUGCAUGAAUUCUAACUUCUACCUAUUCAUGAUUUAGCGCGACCACCAACCAAUGUCGUCGGUGGGAAGUUCACACACACUUGACUGUUUGGAACCCGGUGGUCACGACUUCUCUCUAGAACUCCAGGAAACUCCGCCCGGCAGGAAUUCACUAGCAAGCAUCAGAUUAAUUUUCAAGAGUUGGUUUGUAAAGAUUACACUUGUUUUUACUAGUUUGACCACGGAUUGAUAUCAAUUUAAUCCUUACAAACCAACUCUUGAAUGUAUUGUGCUGUUUUUAGAUUAAGUCCGUCUUUAGUUACCCAAUUCAUUUCAUUGAUUUUGUACAGCCUGAAUUAAGUAUCAAAAAUAAGACUUGUAUUUACACUGGUGUUGCUAAAAUUGUCCUAAUGAAUUCCGUUUUUGUAAUCCGUGAGGACUGGAUAAUUGUAGUAGUAUUGUGAAGUAACAUGUCAAGUAACAUGAUUCAUAAUACAACUUCCGCAGACACACGCCUAGAUUUGGCGACAGGUGGUGAGUGUGUUAAUUCGUUAGCAUUUCGUAACGACAUUCUCUCUGGUUCUUCAUCUGGUGUCACUCUUCCUUCAACAACGCAAUCUUCUGGACCUAUGAUGACUUAUGAUGCAUUUAAUCAUCGUCCAGUUCAUUCAGAUGUUCGUGCCACACCCGUAUCAAAACGAUGCACUCAACCAGCAACCAGUGUAUUGCUGAAUUCACAGCUACCAAUGGUAAACACUUGUUCCCAACAUUUAGGAAGUAAUAUACGAAAUCCAGUUAUAUCUACAGUCGAUCCGAACAGAUUGGCAAUCUCUUCAGCUGCCAACAGGAUUAAUGAACAAAUUAUGAAUCCUCCUCCUCCUCCUCCUAUGGAUGAAAAUGUCCUAUGGGGUCGUGUUACUCGAAACUCAUCGGGAGAUUUAAUAUUUCCCGGCAUAAAUCGCACUUUUAAAAGUGCUUAUUCAGUCUUGAGACAAAUUUAUCAAACGGCUACAGCUCAAGACAGUUUGUCUUUACAGUUACCGUCAUCCGCGAUUCAAUGUGAAAAUCAGGCAAAUAUUUAUUUAGAAAAAUCACUACCGAAUUCGCUACUUAAUUCAACUUCAAUAAAAGUGAGUGAAUAA
Trichobilharzia regenti is the source of this 1511-nucleotide messenger RNA. The record is from the annotation of a GenBank genome assembly. NCBI's taxonomy places the organism in Eukaryota, Metazoa, Platyhelminthes, Trematoda, Strigeidida, Schistosomatidae.